Molecule: messenger RNA, 5153 nt
Organism: Ctenopharyngodon idella (grass carp)
Lineage: Eukaryota; Metazoa; Chordata; Actinopteri; Cypriniformes; Xenocyprididae
Gene: a2m2b
Product: alpha-2-macroglobulin
Exons: 35
Coding region: 84-4493 (1469 amino acids)
Cellular component (GO): extracellular region
Molecular function (GO): endopeptidase inhibitor activity
Source: RefSeq, a predicted model, not a curated record
GUCCAGUCAAACAAAAACUGUGUUUGGAAAAGGUUUAGACAUUGCUUGAUGCUUCCUGUAAACAGUCUUCUCAUCCCUUUACAAUGACUUUUUUUCUUGUGUCAAACAAAAGAGGAAUAUUAAUAACUUGCAUUUUAUUGCUUUGUGUCUAUCAAGGAACUUCUGAGCCGUUGUUCAUGGUGAUAUUUCCAGGCAUUAUAAGAUCAGGCUCAGAGGCUAAACUAUGCGUGAGCCUUCAAAAUCCAGAAGAAAAUCUGCAGCUGACCAUUUCUCUAGUUGACAAUAGCCAGAAGAGAACCCUUCUACAGGAGAGAACUGAGAAGGAAUUCCACCGCUGCCUUGACUUUCAGGCUCCUGAAUCUAAUUCGGUGCAAGUGAUCCAAGUGGAAGCUCAAGGGAAAAAAACUCAUCUGAUUGAAAAAAGAAAAGUCAAAUUUGUGUCUUAUAAUCCAGUGACAAUAAUUCUAACAGAUAAACAAAUAUACAAUCCUGGACAAACAGUCCAAUUCAGGAUUUUCACAGUGGACCAAAACUUAAAACCAGUUGAUGAAACAUACAAACUCAUAACAGUGCAGGACAAUCGAAGAAACAGAAUCAAUCAAUGGAUUAAUGCCACAUCCACCCAUGGCAAGAUUCUGCAACUUUCUCAUGUGCUGAAUCCAGAGGCUUCUGUUGGUUUAUAUGAGCUGUCUGUUGAGACCAGCAAAACAACAAUUAAAGAAAAUUUUCAGGUUGAAAAGUAUGUUCUACCGAAAUUCGAAGUUAUAUUAGAAAAGGCAAAGACAGUGAAAGCGAAUAAACAGGAAGUAAACCUGAGGGUAUGUGGGAGAUAUACCCAUGGACGGCCUGUUGCGGGUAGUGUGAAGAUGGAACUCUGCAGUCCCUGGCUAGACUUCUUUUACUACAACUAUAACUCUCAGUAUAAGACUCCAAGCUGUGUUAAUAGUUCAGCAAUACUGAAUGAGACCGGGUGUGUCUCUCAGACGUUCCCCAUGUCAGUCUUUGUCAGAAAAUCAGAAAAUUAUAUGUAUAACUUGCCACAGUUUCUUACGUUCACUGCAUCAGUAACUGAGGAGGGGACAGACAUCUCAAUGGAAAGGACUGAAGAUGUGUUGUUGUCCUAUAAUGUUGGUAGCUUAAAAUUUAUUGAGCUACCAGAGUUCUUUGAGGAUGGAUCAGUAAUACAGGCAAAGGUUAAAGUUGAGUUCUCCGAUGGGACCCCAGUUUCUAACUUUAAGAUUGCUGUUCAUCACACCGUUCAACACAGCACCAUCACACCUCAGCAGCAAGAACUCAUUACAGACAUCAGUGGCAUGGCCAAUUUCACCAUUGAUACGUCCACUGCAAGUGCACCUCUUUCUGUAUCGGCAUUUCCUUCACCAGACAAUCAGUUUGUUCGUCCAUUUCAUUUUGAAUCUGUGUACAAAACUCUGCAAAUAAAACCCAAAGGAAACCCAACAAAAAUUAGUCAACUGACUAUAAAGGAUCUAGAGGAACCUCUAAAGUGUGAUAUGGAGAUUCCAGUAACCGUUCAGUACACUAUUGCUGGAGAGACUGUUGAAAGUGGUUAUGUUACCAUAGUCUAUUUGGUUUUAUCCAGAAAAGAGAUAGUCCACCAUGGGUAUGAGAACGUUGAAGUAAAAGGUGCUGAUGGAGUGGUGGAGGGAGAAGUGAUGUUCAAAGUCCUUGUUCACCCCAAGAUGUCUCCUAAGAUGGAGUUUCUUGCGUACUGUGUGCCACCCAGUGAGACUGUACUAGCUGUUUCCAGAACAUUUCAAAUUGAAAAAUGUCUUGAAAACAAGGUGUCUCUGCAGUUUUCUCCUACUACGGCUGUUCCAGGUGAAGAAAACAUUCUCCAGCUCUCAGCUCUGCCUGGUUCACUGUGCGGCCUCAGUGCUGUAGAUCAAAGCGUCCUGAUCCUGGAGAAAAAUAAACGCCUUGACAUUGACAAAGUUUUCAGCAUGUUGCCUGCAGACAGUUUUUUUUCAUUUGACAUUGAAGAUCAAGAGGAAUGCUUUAAUAUCAGAUCCACAAGAAGUCCUCAGUCUGCUAGACCAAGUAUACAGUCCUACUCUCCAUUUAUCCCUUACUCUUUACAGAGUAAAGAAAAUGCUGUCUAUGAGGUUUUCCGGGACAUGGGAUUGAAAGUGGCAACAAAUUUGAUUAUUAAAAUGCCAUCUUGUAUUUUAUUCAGAGAUGCAUUAUAUCUUAGAGUGCAUGGUGGUGAAUAUGGUCACUUUGGUUUACACCCAGGGAUGGGUGUUGGCCUAAUAAUUGACGAUAGAGCUAAAGUUCCGGGUCCAGUGGAAGAAGGCUUACGAAUUGAGGGAUUUGUUCGUCAUGGAGUAGAAACAAUUCGCACAUUCUUCCCAGAAACUUGGAUUUGGGAACUUGUUGAAGUUGGGGCCUCUGGAUCAGCUCAGGUUCCUGUCACGGUUCCUGACACCAUCACAUCUUGGGAGACGGAGGCCUUUUGUCUGUCCUCCGAAGGUCUGGGUCUGGCUCCUCCUGCUCAGCUGACAGUUUUUCAGCCAUUCUUCCUGGAGCUCUCUCUGCCUUACUCCAUCAUCCGUGGGGAGAUCUUUGAGCUGAAGGCCACUGUCUUCAACUAUUUGUCCAAGUGCAUCAUGGUUAAAGUGACUCCAGCUCCUUCCUCAGACUACACUCUCAAAGCCUCCUCUGAUGAUCAGUAUUCAUCCUGUCUAUGUGCUAAUGGAAGAAAAACCUUUAAAUGGAUCCUCACUCCUUCUGUUCUUGGAGUCUUGAAUAUUACAGUCAGUGCAGAGGCAGAGGCGUCCCAGACUGUGUGUGACAAUGAGAUUGUGAGCGUCCCAGAGAGAGGACGUAUUGACACGGUCACACGAAGCUUGCGUGUAAAUGCUGAAGGAAUUGAAAAAACUAACAGCCACAACUGGCUGCUCUGCCCCAAAGGGCAAAACCUCUCGGAGGAAGUAGAGCUGGCGUUUCCCAAAAAUAUGAUAGAGGGAUCAGCAAGAUCUACUGUUUCAGUGCUUGGAGACAUAUUGGGUCGUGCACUGGAGAACCUUCAUGGCUUAUUACGGAUGCCGUAUGGCUGUGGAGAACAAAACAUGGCUGUUCUUUCUCCCAAUAUUUACAUUAUGCAGUAUCUGGAGAACACGGCGCAGCUCACCUCAGCCAUCCGAGAGAGAGCCACAGACUUCCUGAAGACCGGAUAUCAGAGGCAACUCAACUAUGAGAACUCAGAUGGAUCAUAUACUACAUUUGGUCACGGAGAAGGAAAUACAUGGCUGACCACGUUUGUGCUGAGGACAUUUGGGAAAGCACAGCAGUACAUCUUUAUUGACCCCCAAAAACUUCAGAAAUCAAAGCAAUGGCUGGAACAACACCAAAGACCAGAUGGUUGUUAUGAGAGCAAGGGAAAACUCUUCAAUAACAGAAUGAAGGGGGGUGUAAGUGACAGUGUGACCAUCACUGCCUAUAUAACUGCAUCACUACUUGAGCUGAACAUAUCGGUUACGGAUCCUGCUGUGAGCAAAGGCUUGUCAUGCUUAAAGCGCUUUUUUGGUCAUGACCAAAACACUUACACCACUGCUCUGCUCGCCUACACUUUCAGUCUGGCUAGAGACAAGUACGCUCGACAGUAUCUUCUCAAGAAACUUGCGGAGGUUGCUAUUUUAGACGGGUCUCUUCUCCACUGGUCUCAGUCUGCAUCUGCUGAUGACUCUCAUUCUUUGGCAGUGGAGAUCAGCUCAUAUAUGCUGCUAGCUGUUCUCACUGCAGAUUCAGUCACUACAGUUGAUCUGGGCUAUGCUAACAGGAUUGUCAGCUGGCUUGUAAAGCAGCAGAAUGCCUAUGGAGGAUUCUCCUCCACACAGGACACAGUGGUGGCUCUUCAGGCUCUGUCUUUGUACGCCACCAAAGUGUUCAGCUCUGACGGCUUCAGCACAGUCACUGUACAGUCAGCAGGAGACACUCACCACUUUGAUGUCAAUCAGGACAACAAGUUACUGUACCAGGAGAAGCAGCUGCAGAACGUUCCAGCCAAAUACAGCAUUGAAGUGAAGGGCUCAACCUGUGUGUCUGUGCAGAUGUCUCUUUUCUACAAUAUUCCCACUCCCAUGGAAUAUAAUACAUUACUCGUCGUUGCUAGGACAAUGGGAGAAUGUAAUCAAACGACUGGACAAAUUUUGGAUGUUGUAAUAAGCGUUGUAUAUACCGGGACAGAAGCAAGUUCAAACAUGGUCAUUGUAGAUAUAAAACUCUUGUCAGGUUUCCAAGUAGAACCCUCUUCCCUGGACAAGUUAAAGAAAGCAGUACAUCGUGUUGAAUCCAAAGACGAUCAUGUCAUUAUGUAUCUACAAGAGGUUCAAAAGAACAUUGGCUUCCGCCAGACACUAAGUAUUAAACAGAUCUUCUCAGUUAAAAACCUCAAGCCAGCAGUUAUACAGGUUUAUGACUACUACCAGACAAGUGAACGGUCUGAAACAGAGUACUUAAAUCACUGUGACUGAGGAGAGAUGCUGCAGAAGAAGCAACAGAUGUCAUCAUCACACAAAUUUAAUAUAUAACUGUGCUAUUAUAUUGGAUUGGCAUUAAUAAUUAUGAAGCUGUAAGCUUUAAUUUUCUUAUUGGCUUAUAGGUUCCCAUUUAUUUUAUACACCUUUAGGUCUUUUCAUUUGUGUUUUAUUAGUAAAAAACACAUUAAGACUGGGGUGUGGGUAGGCUAAGCUUUUGCUUGCAAAGGCUUUAUCAUUUUAGAGAAAUAUUAUCCUUGUUAGUUGUUAACAUGCAAUAGUACUGUAUCUUUAUAGCUUAUAUAAAUGCUUUGUGAAAAGAGCAAAUAAAAUAAUUAUUGUGAAAAGUCCAGUAAAAGUGGCAUGUGCCCAUCAGUUGUAUUUUGUAUUAUAAAAUGGUUACUUCCUGUCCUUGAUUCACGAUAAAACACGGCUAUGACCGCUUCACCCAAUGGUUCUGUGUAUUACUACACAACACCCUUAGCAACGUAAACUGAAUGUUGUCAAUUGUUAUUGUUCAUUGAAGCUUACUGUAUUAUGUAGAAGAGUAUUGUGAGAAAGAGAAUGAGUUAGCGAGUUUAUUACCUGCAUUCAGAUUUAGCAUUUUCCUUCAGGUCAGUCCUAUGUUCAUAAUAAAAAAUAUGUUUAAAUGUCCAA